Patella vulgata (common limpet) is the source of this 9042-nucleotide messenger RNA. RefSeq names its product ras-related protein M-Ras. The record is from RefSeq and is a predicted model, not a curated record. NCBI's taxonomy places the organism in Eukaryota, Metazoa, Mollusca, Gastropoda, Patellidae. Gene Ontology annotation, biological process: signal transduction. Bases 180 to 776 code for a protein of 198 amino acids. Gene Ontology annotation, molecular function: GTP binding; GTPase activity; GDP binding. Gene Ontology annotation, cellular component: plasma membrane. The transcript has 5 exons.
GGUCGCCUAACAGGAGCCAAGAAAGCGAAGCGAGAACCUAUUCAUGUACUUUUUUUGUUUGGGUGAUUCAUUUAUAAGCAGACGACUCAUCGCUCGGACAGUCAGAAAAUUGGGCAAUCACCCUGUCAACAGCGCACAAUUUUAAUCGUAUGUAUGAACAGCACGGAUAAAUUAAUAAAAUGCCAAAACCUCCGAACGACCACGAAAUUACCUAUAACAUGGUAGUUGUCGGCGAUGGAGGCGUGGGGAAAUCGGCACUGACUAUUCAGUUUUUUCAACAAUUAUUCGUUCAGGAUUAUGACCCAACCAUUGAAGAUUCCUAUACACAACACACGCAGAUAGAUGGUCAAAAUUGUCUGCUGGAUGUGUUAGAUACAGCGGGUCAAGAAGAGUUCAGUGCCAUGAGAGAACAGUACAUGAGAAAAGGAGAUGGUUUUUUACUGGUUUAUUCCGUGACUGAUAAACAGAGUUUUGAAAAUAUACCGAACUUUCAUACACAGAUAUUACGGGUAAAGGAUAGAGAUACGUAUCCUAUGAUUUUAGUAGCUAAUAAAGUAGAUUUAGUUCAUCAACGUAAAGUAACGACAGAAGCGGGAUCAGAAUUAGCCAGACAACUUCGGAUAAAGUAUAUAGAGACAAGUGCUAAAGAUCCACCAUUAAAUGUUGACCAAGCUUUUCAUGAUGUUGUUCGUGUUAUCAGAGAUCAACCUGAAGAUCUAAAGAAUCACCACAGACGGCGUCGACGCCGAAAGAAAGUCAAAUGUAGCAUUCUGUAACAUUGUCAUUAUUUUUACUUAUUGUAACAUAUUUACAUUAUAUAUAGAUAUAUAUAUAUAUAGUCUCUUUUUAUUCUGCAGACAUAGAUUCCUGUCAAAACAUACGGGAUACUCGGAACAUUCUGCACCGAGCAGUUCCCAUAGACUCCAGUCAAAAUAUAAUAUUACACAUAGUUAUUAUAAACUUGGAGGUUUUAUCAUCGUUAACUAGAGUCAAUCUGGUUAAAACAUACAUCCUAUUUCGUUUCGUUUUUUAUAGUUUAAAAUUUCAUUUUACUUAUCUUUACUACACUAGGAUCUAGAAGAGCUGUUAUAUAACCUGCAUUCUGGUUGAUGUGAGAGAUUAGCCAAUGGCGACCUCUUGGCGUAACCCACUAGAAACAUAACAGCUUAUUGGUUAAUCAAACGUCAGACGUCAUAGGGUCAAAAGCCGCUUGUAUGAACCUUGAUGCGACCUUCCAUGACAACCGAUCAGAUCUUCAUGUAGUAGAGGUCAUCGAAGGUAUAAAAAAAUGAAACGAAAUAUAGAUCUGUAUUUUAAUCAAGUUGGUAACUAUUAUGCACAAAUGAAAUCACCUUCUUAAUGAACCCGAAUCAAAAGGUUUAUAACAUUUAGAUAAUAUAUUAUUUUGACUUCUAUGUCUGUAGAAUUCCGUCUUCAUCUUAAAAUCAUUUCAUUUGUAUGAAACUUCACUCAUAUUUAUAACAAUAUGAUCUGUAUGCCUAUAUCCUUAUAUACCGGUAAUCAUUUGAAUUAAUUAAACGGGCAUCGAAGGGGUGGAAAUAUACCUCAUUUUGUUUAAUUUGCUUAAAGAUGCAUUAUGUAAGAGCUAAAUCUGCCUAUUACAAAAAUAUAUUUUGGCUUCAUAUCUUAUAUAAACUAUUAUUUAGACAUUUAUUCAUAUGACAAGCCUAUAAUCAACUCUAGAUCAUCGGAUGGCACAGAUGUUAACGGAUUAAAAUAGGAUCGCCAUUUAAUGAUUUAACCUAGAAAUGGAGAAGCGAUGCUUAGUCUCUAUUAACAAGUAACGUUGCUAAAAUGAUAAACAAUCAUUGUUAAAACUUCAAACAGUGAUAAUGUCGCUCAGACAUAAAGUAAUUUGAAUGAAAAUUGCUAUUUUAGCAAGAAUGACCAGCCCUGUACCUAAAUCUUACAUAAUGCAUCUUUGAUAAUUAUAAAAUAGUCAUUCUUUGUUUUAGCUAUUCUGUAAAAUCAUAAACAAUAAAACAUGUAAUCACGGCCUGGAAAUAACAAGAUGUCCGACACAUUCAAGAGUUGUACCUGACAUUUUGUCUUUGUGCUGAGAUAUACACAGAAAGAACAAAAUCAUUGCCUGAAAAAAUGUUGGACAUCAGAGUAUGGGUGCCUCACUUUGUCAGUGUCAUGUGGCUUACUGUUAUUUCCAGCCCCUGAUUUGAUUCUAGUGGAAAGAAUCAAAUUUUAUAGGUAGUCUCAUAGACUGAGUUAUCUCCCUUAGAUUCUAAUCCAGGUGUAGCGUGGACCUUUAAGUUCAUGGGUGUUGAAUAUUUUGUAUCAUUUUGGUUGUCGUGAUUUUUCCAAGUUAAACUCUCAAGACUGCGAAUGUAUUUACAAUAAGAUGGGUGGAACCAUCCCUGAUGCAGUUCAGGCAAGACUGGAUCUCCAUAAUACCAUGAUCAAGAGGAUACCAACUCCGCCAUAUAUGCUGGUGAUGACUGCUUGAGUUAAGAAAUUGACCGCAAUUUUUCAUGACCCAUCGAUCAAUUUACAUACUGUAAAACUAGCAUGUUUUUCAAACCCCAUUUUCAAAAACAUAGCCUCAACUGCAUUUGUAGCUUGAGCCUCAAGAUACAGACGAAUCAAACUUUUAACUUUUCUUUUCUGUCUCGGUAACUGAAUGAGUAAGACGUUGGCUCGGUAACCUGGAGGUCUCAUGUUCGAUCCCUGUGUUGACAGAGAAAGUUUGUCAUGAUUUUCCAUCAUGGUUCCCCCUUGUCAGUGAUGUAGAACCUGGCAAAGGACAAUUAAUAGUUGUUUGUUUGAGACAGUAAAAUGAGGUCCCCUGUACACAUUGGCGUACAAGUAAAAGAUCCCUUGGCAGUUGGAAUUCAAUAUAAGAGUAGGCUGUAGCGCCGCUGACCGCGCAACAUUUCCCUCCUAGCAUACUGUACGGCAUAUGCCCAUCUUCAUUAUCCCAGUAGGAUGUUAAACCUCAUUUUAUUAACUUUCAGUCCUGUGAAGCAGAUCUAGGGGUAGAUAACUCAGUCUUGUAUUAAAAUCAUAAUUAUAUUUGACUCUUUCAAUACAAAUCUCGAUUAUAUGCUUUCUUUAUAAUUUAAUAAUUCUUUCAUAAUCACUUGUUGUUAAAAUGACUGGAAACAAAAACUCACAAGGACCUGACAAGAAUCAUGUUUUUUUUCCCUUUAUGAAAUAAGAUUAUUUGAGGCAUGAAUUAUUUGUGAAUGUCAUAUGUUGAAUUGAUAUUAUACUUUAACUUUAGCUUGUUAGCUGAAAAAUAUAACUAUCUUUAAUAAAAAAAAAAGAAGCUCUCCAAAUUUCUAUAAAGUCAGCGAUAUUAUAAGUAAGUUAUAUCAUAUUAAAGAGAAUCAUUCCUUUCAUUCAAAAGGCAGAGGUACAUGUACUUAAUUAAGAAAACGAUAUUUGGAGUCAAUGUAGCCAGGAGCCUACUUGUAAUAUAUUUUAAGGAUGCAGAUAUUUCAUUGGUUGCUAGUUAAAAUCUUAGUACAAAUUUUACCUCUUGGCCAAUCACAGGGCAGUUUAUAUUUUUUACAAAUUAGGUACCAGGACAUCAAUUGAUGUAGUAGACACAGUAAUGAUGUAAAGAAUAAACAAAUGGAAAUUAUGGGGAGUGAUUUUCAGCUUCAAAGUGCUUGACAAAAAAAAAAGAAUUUCCCGAGCUUGAUCAAGUGCCUUUAAACAAUAGCUGAAUAUGUUUAUAUUAAUAUCUGUACCUUUUGUUAUUGUCUAGAAACUUUUUAUUAUUAAAUACGUUCUUGUCGGGUCCUGUAGCGUCGUGGUAAAUGUAUCACAAUGUUUUGUAUCUUUAUUUAGGCAGUGUGGCUUACAGAAUGAUUUGUACUUGUACUUGAAAGUGUUGUUCAGGGGCCGAUUUCUCGAAACUUCAGAAGAAGUUAUUUUUAAAAUGCUGUCAUGUCAUUGGUCUAAAACUGAAACCUAUCAAAAUGCAGUAUCUUUAAAAAUUUCUUAAUUUACGUUUUCGAGAAAGCGUUCUCAUAUUGUAAGUGAUACAUCCAUUACUCUCAUCUACAGGAAGUAGGGAGAGAAGUUUUUUUACAUUUUACCGAGGUGGUGGAAGAUGAGUUUCCUCAUGUAAUAUUGUUGGAUUUUGCCUACAAACUUCUAUCAAAUUUUAAUUGGUUGUAAGUUUUCGUUCAUCAACUUUAAUAACCAAUCAGAUUGAAGCAUAGUUUGAAGUAGAAUUUGUUAUUCAUUGUACUCUCAUAAAGUUUUUGCCAUCGGGAUCAGAAUGUAGACAAAUCGGCAGAAGCCAUGCAACAGGCAGUGUAUGCUUAGAUCACACAAAUUUAGAUUUUAAUUCUUCACAGAAAAGUAUCUAGUUGUGUGGAUGGGAUGUAAACCAAGGUCUUUGUAUCAAAAUUCAGACUGUAAUUUGUUGUGUAGUUAUCCUGUUUUGUCCAGUACUUUACAUGAAUUCUGAUUGGUGUUUAAUUCUAAGAGACAACCAAUAAGAUGUGUUCUUGGUUUGUAUAAGAUAAAUAUAUCAAUGUAUAUAUAUACGGAAACUCUAAUCUUACCACCACCUUGGUUGUAUGUUAUUUUUCUUGUACUUUAUACAUGCAUACAUAAUAUUGACACAACAAGAGCUGGCUCUUGUGUUGUGUGACGUCACUACUGUCACCUUGUGCUGGCACAUGACAGUGUAGUGACGUCCAAGUUUCUAGUUUGUGGUAACAGGUAGUACAUACAUACUGUAAUAUAUAUAUAUAUAUGUUCUAUAUGUAUAUAGAUUGAUUUGUUGUUGUCAAUUGUUGUGUCACGUCACUUUCAUGUUUUUUGUUUUUAAAAAGGGAGUCCUUAAGAACUUAUUUAAGAAAAAGGGUUUCACGCCACCCAGGAUGGUGGAACUUAUUUAAUAAAGAGAGUCCUGCCACCCAGGGUGGUGGAACUUAAUUAGAAAUGUGAUUCCUGCCACCCAGGGCUGUGGAACUUUAUUAGAAAAGGGGGUCCUGCCACCCAGGGCAGUGGAACUUAAUUAGAAAAGGGAGUCCUGCCACCCAGGGCGGUGGAAGUUAAAUUAGAAAAGGGAGUCUUAUUUAAAACAGUAAAGACCUCUCUAUUAAACUAUUAAAAGUUAAUCAGGGGUUUUCAACCAGAUUAACAAAUUAAAGCUGUUUUAAUUUUCAGGGGAUUUCAACUUAAAUCAAAGCUGUAUAAAAAGUUCACAUUCUCAAACUUAAGAAUUUACUCAAAUUUUAAUCCCUGUUUAUGAGAAAUAUCUUUGAUCCAAAAACACAAAACUUUGCACAUAGUUUCUUAUUAAUGUAUUUGAUACAUUAAAACAACAAAAGUUUUAUAAAGGACGAUAUUUUAGUUAAAAUAAGGCAAACAAUUUUAAGUAAAUACUUUGCCCUAGUCUGAGAUUGCUUUGUGAACCUGAUUUUACGAGUAAAUUUCUUAAGUUGUUGAUGAAUGAGAAACAUGUAAUUGAAUGAAUUGUCUGGAUGUUGAUAUUAUUGGAUGUAGAAUGGGGAACAAUGUAUUUUUAUUUUAUAGAUAACCUGUAUUAACACUACUAUGGUAUAGUUGUCACCAGUUCCUGUAUUUAAUGUUUAGUUUCAAAACAUUGUUGGCAAAUUGUUCAAAUUCGUUGAGAAUCAUCAAAAAAUAUUAGGUUUAAAAUGUUCCAUCUUAAUUAGAUAAUGAUUGUCAGGUUUACUACUUUCACUAGUGGUGAUGAGUAAUUAAUUAGUCUGUUAAUUACUCAACAUUUCUAGUGAAAGAAAACAGUUGUAAACGGAACACUCAUUAUCUAAUCUAGACGGAACAUUUUAAGCUACGCGAUAAUAAGAACCCAAUAUUUAAACAAUUUGCCAACAAUUGUUUGAAACUAAACAUUAAAUACAGAAACUUCUGGUAAAACAGAACAACUAAACGAUACCCUAAUGGUAGUGUAAUACAUGGAACUUUGUCGUUUUAAUCACCACUACAAUAUAUAAGCAUUUAAGUCAAAACAUAAGACUCUUCAAAUUUAUAGUGUAGUGUAUAUCAGAAAAGGACAAUUUGAAAUUAGAUUCCAGAGUUUGAAAUCAAGUGCAUCUAAAUCUUUUCUUACAUGUUCAUAAUAAAUAGUGACCCUUCGCAUCGGAACUGAAAUAAACAGGAAAACGUAAUCAUGUUCGUUUAAUGUUUUCUGGCCUAGUCGUCUGAUGACAUCACAAGUACACAUGAAUUGAUGAUGUCACAAGUACACAUGAAUUGAUGUCACAAGUACACAUGAAUUGAUGACAUCACAAGUAUACAUGAAUUGAUGACAUCACAAGUAACACAUGAAUUGAUGACAUGUUCAUUUUCGUACCGAUGCAAAAGGUCAUGUAUUGUAUAUUUAGGCUGAACUCUUUACUACUAUAUAUCUUACAAUUUGUAACCAAUUAGGUCUAUAUAUCCAGAUUUCUAAUUAAUCAUAUUUCAUCUUCCAUUUCUUCUAUUGAAGCCCAACUAGAGUGUAAAAUCAUUUAUGCAAAUAUCUUUUUAUUUUUGUCUGUGUUUUUCUUCCAGAAAACAUUCAAAAUUAAAAAUAUUACAGUUUAUGGCAAAUUUUCAUAAUGACUUCGACUAUGGCUGUAUGGAAUCAAUUAUUCGCCAAAAUACUAUAAUGACUGGUCAAUAUUAAUCCAUACAGUGGUUUGGUUGAUUACUCAAAUUCAAAAUUUUAGUGUCUGACUAUCACAACCUAGGUCAGGCUUAUGUCACCCUUAUGGCAUUUGUCAAAUUUAUUUUUUAUAUCUGGGACUGGCGAUCGAAAACUGAAUCCAUUAGUAAAACCUGACCAACCUGAAACUAAUUUUUGCCGUCCGCAACUUGUCUUUAGUGAGUCGCAUAUGUUCGACUUUUUACGACGGGUAGCAGACAGUUUUUAAGAGUUAGCCAAUAGGAACUGGUAUAUUAGUCACAUGAUACUAACACGAAAUGUGAAAACUAACAUGUUUACGUCAUGUGGCUUCAGUCGUCAAAACUAUGAUGUACCAUGCCGCUCGUGAUGUGAGUAAAGUUUUACCGGGAUUCCAAUAAGGCAACGUUUACCCAGUCUAAGACAGUUUUGACCGAUAUCCUUUAAGUAUACGUUAAAUAAACCUACCCAGUCAAGAUCUGAGUUAUUUUUCUUUCAUCUAUAUUUUAUCCGAUACCAAACCUAUACAAGAAGCUAUUCACCACUCAUAUUCUCCGUAGUGCACCAGCAGUAAACCAGGGUUAAAAUAAAAUAAAAUAUUUUUCGAAUGAGGCCUUUUUCUUUGGCCAAAUUUUGUACUCAUCCAAUGAAAAGCCUGCACACAACCUAAUGUCUUUUCUUUUUUAACUCCCAACCAAUAAAAAUGCAGUGUACUUUAAAUAUAUUGGUUUAAAGGGCGUAUGGCUCUAUUCUUUGGGAACCUUAAAACAGGCGAAAUUGGUCUAAAAGCACAUAUUAAUGUAAUAUGAACGUAGAUAAAGUGAUUUAUAUUUGAUUUUUAAAAAUUUUAUUGUAAUUCCUAAUCAAAAAUGUUCGAUGAAAUACGUGAACAGUCGAAAUUAAACGACAGUCGUUUACAUCUGCUUAGUUUAUACUACACACGUUUUUAAUUAUUAUUUUGUUGUUUGUGAAUCAGUCAUUGUUAAUGACUUAUCCUUGUUCGUUACAUUUGCUUCGCAAAACUAUAGGAUACACGACUCGACUCGUAUACUGUUUACAAAAUAUCCACGGUGUCUUAAAUAUAGAUCUGUAUUUUAAGCAGAUUGAACGUUUUAUGAUUAAACUUGAUGAAAAUGUAAAACGACAAACCCAAUUUCAUUUCAAACUCUCUUAAAUGCAAAAUUUCUAUUAAAUGUAAAUUGUUUGACAGGUGAAUUUUACAGCUAUCAAUACCUGUUAAUCAUGACUUGUAAAUCCGAGACCCCUGAUAAGAGUCCAGCGUUUCUGUCAGCAUUUCAUUAACAAACCCUUUCUCUCGUUUCCCAAAUUCAACUCUUUCUUUGGGGUCCAAGGGAGGAAACUCUAUCUCUCAGAAACCCUCCACCCUGCAUCCUGCAUCUGGGUACACUAAGGAUGAAAAACCUAUACUGAUCAUCGUUUGUCCAUAUUUGAUAAUAAAAAAAUAUUUAUAUAAUGGAAGAUCUUCUUUUCAAACUAUUUUGUUUAUGUUUAUAUGAGGCAUUUUUUAAGUCAUUUAAUUAGUUUUUGUUAAAAACCUUUCACUUUUUAAUACUAUUUUUUGUUAAUUGAUAACUUUUAAUGAAAUAAUUUAUGCCGAAUCAGAGGGCUGUCUAGUUUUUACAAAAGCAUUUUUUUUUUAUUUGAUUGGCAUUUUAUGUGUUAUAUACAUUUUAUAUAUUUGAUUACCAAUUAAAAAUGGUCAAUGUUACUGGUCCAUGUUACCUAGUGACGUUACUUGGUGUUGUUACCUGCCUGGUGAUGUUACCUAGUGAAGUUACCUACUUAGUGACAUUACUUGGUGAUGUUACCUAGUGAGGUUACUUGGUGUUGUUAUCUGCCUGGUGGUAUUACCUAGUGAUGUUACUUCGUGUUGUUACCUACCUGGUGAUGUUACCUAGUGAAGUUACCUGCUUAGUGACAUUACUUGGUGAUGUAACCUAGUGAGGUUACUUGGUGUUGUUAUCUGCCUGGUGGUAUUACCUAGUGAUGUUACUUCGUGUUGUUACCUACCUGGUGAUGUUACCUAGUGAAGUUACUUGGUGAUGUUACCUACCUGGUGUUGUUACCUACCUGGUGGUGUUACCUAGUGAAGUUACUUGGUGAUGUUACCUGGUGAUGUUACCUAGUGAAGUUACUUGGUGAUGUCACCUAGUGAUAUUACCAGUCUGGUAAUGUUACCUACCAAGUGAUGUUACCUGGUAAUGUUAUCUACCUGGUGAUGUUAUCUACCUGGUGUUUUGAAUCAGGUUUUAAGAAUUCUGUUUUUGUUUUAUUAAAGAAAUCAUCAUUCUUUAUGAACCAUGUAUCAUAGGAGAAAAUUCUUAUUUUAUUUUAAACAAAAUCAUUUUGCAUAAUAAAGUCAUGUUUUCUAUAAA